CUUCUCGUUAUAAAAAGGGUUUCUCAGACGCGGCGGCGUGGGAGGAGGUGGCAGAGGAAGGAGUUCUCAGCCAUAGCCGGCAUGGGCUCGCGUGAGGUCGCCGGCGGCAACGGCUCCGUCGACCACCUCCAUGGCGUCCUCGAGCUGACGGUGUUCGAGGCCGACGACCUCCACAACGCCAUCCAUGGCCGGAUCAUGAAGGCGACGGAGAACUUGGAGGAGUCCCUGGGCGUGCAUUGGCUGGGGCACAGGAUCUACGUCGACGUCGAUGUCGGCGCGGCGAGGGUGGCGCGCACCCGCGAGGUGGAGUUCCACCCGACCAACCCCGUCUGGAACCAGUCGUUCCGCCUGCACUGCGCCUACCCCGCCGCGCCGGUGGCGUUCACCGUCAAGAGCCAGCACCUCGUCGGCGCCGGCGUCCUCGGCGCCGCGCACGUGCCCGCCGCGCGCGUGGCCGCGGGCGACCCCGUGGAGGGCUGGCUCAACCUCCGCGGCGGCGAGCACCGCAGCCACGGGACGCACACCCCGAAGCUCCGCGUCCGGCUGCGGUUCUUGGACGUGGAGGCCGACCCGGGCUGGGACGCUGGCGUUCGUCUCCCCGGGUUCGCCGGCGUCAGGCCGGCGUAUUUUCCGGAGAGGAGCAACUGCCGCGUCACGCUGUACCAGAACUCGCACCUGUCCGGCGAGUUCGACCCGGGGGUCCGCCUCGCCGGCGGGCGGCGGUACCGGCCGGCGCGCCUCUGGGAGGACCUGUACGUCGCCAUCCGCGACGCGCGGCGGUUCGUUUACGUCGCCGGGUGGUCGGUGAACACGGCGAUCACGCUCGUCCGCGACGCGGCCCGGAUGAUCCCCGGCGCCGAGGGCAUUACUCUCGGCGAGCUGCUGAGGCGGAAGGCCGACGAGGGGGUGGCCGUGCUGGUGAUGCCGUGGCAGGACAAGACGUCCGUCUCCUUCCUCGGCAACGACGGCCUCAUGAAGACGCACGACGAGGAGACGCGGCGGUUCUUCGAGGGCACGGGCGUGCGGUGCUUCCUCUGCCCGCGCAACGCCGACGCGUCGCUCACCAUGGUGCAGCACGUCGAGGUCACCGCGGAGUUCACGCACCACCAGAAGACGGUCACCCUCGACGCCGCCGCGCCGGGCGACGCGGACGGCCACCGCCGCCAGAUCGUCAGCUUCGUGGGCGGGAUAGACCUCUGCGACGGCAGGUACGACGACGAGAACCACACGCUGUUCGGGGACCUCGACACGACGUACCGCCAUGACUUCUUGCAGAACAACUUCAAGCACGCCGGCCUGCAGCGCGGCGGGCCAAGGGAGCCCUGGCACGACGUCCAUUGCAGGCUCGAGGGCCGCGCGGCGUGGGACGUGCUCGCCAACUUCAAGCAGCGGUGGCGGAAGCAGGCGCCGCCGGAGUUGAACGACUGCCUGCUCGAACUUAGCCGGACGGAGUUCCCUGAUCCCGGCAGCUUCGCCGACGACGACACGUGGAACGUGCAGGUGUUCCGGUCCAUUGACGACGCGUCGGUCGUCGGGUUCCCCUCCGACCCGGCGGCGGCUUCGGCGGUGGGCCUGACGACCGGCAAGGACGUCACGAUCGACCGGAGCGUACAGGCCGGCUACCUCGAGGCCAUCCGCCGGGCGCGGCGGUUCAUCUACAUAGAGAACCAGUACUUCCUCGGUGGCUGCGCGUCGUGGGCCGAGGACCGCGACGCCGGCUGCCUCAACCUGGUGCCCGUCGAGAUCGCGCUCAAGGUCGCCGCCAAGAUCCGGAGCGGCGAGCGGUUCGCCGUGUACGUCGUGACGCCGAUGUGGCCGGAGGGCGAGCCGGCCGGCGACUCCGUCCAGGCCAUCCUGCGGUGGAACCGCCUGACCGUGGAGAUGAUGUACGGCAUCGUCAUGAAGGCCAUCGACGACGCCGGGCUGCGCGGCCAGGCGCACCCCUGCGACUUCCUCAACUUCUUCUGCCUCGGCAACCGGGAGGCUCCGCGUCCCGGCGAGUACUCGCCGCCGGAGACGCCGGAGGAGGGCACGGACUACUGGCGCGCGCAGGUGAACCGACGCUUCCCCAUCUACGUGCACGCCAAGCUCAUGAUCGUGGACGACGAGUACGUCAUGGUCGGCUCGGCGAACCUCAACGAGCGGUCGCUGGCCGGCAACCGGGACAGCGAGAUCGCGCAGGGGAGCUACCAGCCGGCGCACCUGAACGGGCCGAGCGGCCGCGCGCGCGGGCUCGUGCACGCCUUCCGGGUGUCCCUGUGGCACGAGCACCUCACGGGCCACGGCUCCGCCGGCGGCGGCGAGGGCGUGUUCCUGGAGCCCGAGAGCGCGGAGUGCGUGCGCGCGGUGCGGCGAGCGGCGGAGUCGCUGUGGGACGCGUACACGCAGGACAGGGCGGAGGACCUGCCGGGGCACCUGCUGCCGUUCCCGAUCACCGUGUCGGAGUUCGGCGAGGUGGCCGACCUUCCGGCCGACGGGUGCUUCCCCGACACGACGGCGCCGGUGAAGGGGAGGAGGUCGCUGAAGCUUCCCGCCAUUCUGACCACAUGACACUGUGUCGUCCACUCGUCCGGGCAUGUACAAAAGUUGAUGCAACGGUCGUCCCUUCACGAAUGCGAACAACUGAACACGUGUGCAUGUUGGAUCUCGCGAUGUCACUAUUGGAAAGAGCUACUAGACAUUCACCGUGCGUUGGAAUCUGAUAAUUGGAUGCCUAAGUCCAUCUUUAACUA
Molecule: messenger RNA, 2732 nt
Organism: Oryza brachyantha (malo sina)
Lineage: Eukaryota; Viridiplantae; Streptophyta; Magnoliopsida; Poales; Poaceae
Product: phospholipase D alpha 1-like
Exons: 3
Coding region: 82-2550 (822 amino acids)
Biological process (GO): phospholipid catabolic process; phosphatidylcholine metabolic process
Cellular component (GO): plasma membrane
Molecular function (GO): D-type glycerophospholipase activity; calcium ion binding
Source: RefSeq, a predicted model, not a curated record